Messenger RNA from Hippocampus zosterae (dwarf seahorse), 862 nucleotides. Its product is annotated as cAMP-dependent protein kinase catalytic subunit gamma-like. The record is from RefSeq and is a predicted model, not a curated record. Lineage: Eukaryota; Metazoa; Chordata; Actinopteri; Syngnathiformes; Syngnathidae. Gene Ontology annotation, molecular function: ATP binding; protein serine/threonine kinase activity. Gene Ontology annotation, biological process: protein phosphorylation.
GAUUUUCCUGCAAACCGAACAACCUGAAAGUAGACUACAUGCUGACGCCAGUCCAGCAUCCCGGCUGACAUUGCUGGCUGGCAAGUCUCUGAACAUCGAGCCCUUUGUGGGCCUGAGGACGAACCGCCAGGUCAAUAUCUUGAGCUUCAAGAUUUUGAGGUGCAUCGGGGCAGGCGGCUUCGCCAAGGUGUUUCUCGUGAGGAGCCGGAUCGACGGGCGUUUCUAUGCCAUGAAGCUGAUCCACAAGCAAAUCCUGACCGACAGCCGACGCGAAAUCAUCGUCAUCAACGAGAAGGAGAUCAUGGUGUCGGUCAACCCCUUCCUGAUGUCGCUGCAGUACUCCUUCGAAAGCAAGGACUACGCAGUGCUGGUGAUGGAGUACUGUCCCGGAGGCGAGCUGUUCACCUACAUCAAGCGGGAAAAACGGUUCGAUGAGGAAACCGCGCGCUUCUACUUCCUGGAGAUUCUGCUGGGCCUUGAGGAGCUGCACUCGAGGCAUGUCAUCUACAGGGACAUCAAGCCUGAAAACAUUCUGAUCGGGCUUGACGGCCACGUCAGGAUCACCGACUUCGGGCUGAGCAAGCCGGGAAUCCAUGGCCGUGACCAGGCGCAUUCCUUCUGCGGGUCGCCUGAGUACAUGUCACCCGAGAUGAUCGCCAGGGGGCAUUCCUUCACAGUGGACUACUACUGCCUGGGCGCGCUGCUGUACGAGAUGGUGAAAGACCCCGAGGAAGUAUCCGACGAGGCUGACAGCGAGAUCAAGCCCAAGAGGAAGAGAGGCCGGCCUCCCAAGGCCAAGCACGUCGAGGAGGAAGAAAAGCCUGUCUUCGACUGCAAGUACUUCUUCGACGAGCCUGCCUAG